AUGGCGAUAUGCUGCAACGUAUGCAGACACCUUCAUGAGCAAGGUGCAAAGUGCCCAAUUUGCGGUCACACCGGCAAAAGCCGCUUGUACAAGUGCUUCAAGAUAAAUUUUAUUGCAUACCAAUUCACAGUGCAACGAUUUGACGGUCGGGGUCAGGAUAAAACUGUUGAAGGCACAGUUCAAGCUCUAGAGCGCGCCAAUAUGGCCUUAUGGGCAUUUGUCAAGAUUUUGAGAGAAAAAAUCUUCAGCAAUCUUUCAAAGGUGCAACUGAAUGAUCCAAUGUCGCGGCAUUUAGUGUCGUUUGUUGGUGAUGGACCCAUGGGUAUCGCAUGCUGGCGGCCAGUGUGUGAGGAGAGUGGAAACCAAGUUGCCGUUAUUGAGCACGUCGGUAUUGUGAAGGCAAGGCGGCGGCAAGGGUACGCAAAAAGGCUGCUCCGCAUAGUCGUUGAGGAUAUUGAGGUAUUUUACGCACAAGCACCCACGCAUCCACAAGCGCUUGUCGCAUACGUCCCGCAGAACGACUCUGGUGCCGCAGUGAACUUGUUUCAAUCGCUGGGCUUUCAGCCAUUAUCGCAUGUUGAGAGGAUGGAUGAAUGUAAGCUCUUAGAGAUGCGGGUUGGUUGGGGCUGCCGUCGCCUUCUCUAA
Messenger RNA from Plasmopara halstedii, 645 nucleotides. RefSeq names its product GNAT domain. The record is from RefSeq and is a predicted model, not a curated record. Bases 1 to 645 code for a protein of 214 amino acids. The transcript is spliced from 5 exons. Lineage: Eukaryota; Oomycota; Peronosporomycetes; Peronosporales; Peronosporaceae. Gene Ontology annotation, molecular function: acyltransferase activity, transferring groups other than amino-acyl groups.